Molecule: messenger RNA, 722 nt
Organism: Suillus subalutaceus
Lineage: Eukaryota; Fungi; Basidiomycota; Agaricomycetes; Boletales; Suillaceae
Exons: 3
Coding region: 111-584 (157 amino acids)
Source: RefSeq, a predicted model, not a curated record
UAAAUGUGAAGUACCAUUCACAAGCCAAGACCCUCGAAGUAAGUUUUAAUAUAUUUAAAAGUGCGUAAUCAAUUUGGUGGGCUCAGGACUUUCAAAAUGAAUUAGAGUUGAUGAAGAAACACCAAGCUGGCGAACAAAGGGCACUAGAGGCACGAUUAGAACGUUUGGAAGCCGAGCAGGAGGCCCAAAAAGAAACCAUGGCGAGAUGGCAAGCCGCAAACGAAGUAUUUCAAGCGCUUGGAGAAAUAGGUUGGAGUCAAAUAUCCGGGGAGAGGAAGUAUGAUCUUGCGAACACAAAAGGGAUACACAACUUUACAGAACUCUACUACAACAAGGCUUCCGAUACUACUACCAUGGACGCAUACCAGUCAGUCAACGCUCAAAUCCGCGGAUUCGUCGAUGCUGCCAUAGCAUUGAACAGGGAGGUCAAGGGAGAUCGAGGUCAUGUCGCACACCCAAACGUUACUGUGACGCGCUUGCAGGACGUGCUUGACAGGCUGCGUAUCAAGGGCCCACUUAGGGAUCGAUUGAUUUUCGACGUGUAUACAGAAGCAUAUUUGAUUUCCGUCGACAGUGUAGUUUAGGUUCCUUGAUAUCGCAGUUUGUAUCAUACUAGUAGCAGCCUCAAUGGCACGCUCGAUGUCGUCGAGACGGUUGGCUGUUGCUCCUUUAAGCACGAUUGUCGCUGUACACGUCUUCUCUGUGUGGCUCUGAUACCUGUC